Messenger RNA from Fukomys damarensis (Damara mole-rat), 4162 nucleotides. It is a transcript of the gene Lonrf3, whose product is annotated as LON peptidase N-terminal domain and ring finger 3. The transcript is spliced from 12 exons. NCBI's taxonomy places the organism in Eukaryota, Metazoa, Chordata, Mammalia, Rodentia, Bathyergidae. The record is from RefSeq and is a predicted model, not a curated record. Bases 225 to 1736 code for a protein of 503 amino acids.
GCAAGUUGUUCCCGGGCCCGGCGCGGGCGUCGCAACUUCGGCACGAGGGCAACCGGCUGUACCGAGAGCGCCAGGUGGAGGCGGCGCUGCUCAAGUACAAUGAGGCGGUUAGGCUAGCCCCAAAUGACCACUUGCUUUAUAGCAACAGGUCUCAAAUUUAUUUUACCCUGGAAUCUCAUGAGGAUGCACUGCAUGAUGCAGAAAUAGCAUGUAAACUCCGCCCAAUGGGUUUUAAGGCACACUUCAGAAAAGCGCAAGCCUUAGCCACCCUAGGCAAAGUGGAGGAAGCCCUGAGAGAGUUUCUCUACUGUGUAUCCCUUGAUGUAAAGAACAAGAGAGCAAGAUCUGAAGCCCAGAGGCUUCUCCUUAGUUUCUUUUCACCAUCAGUCCCGGGGGAUUCUCAGGAACAUUCUCCCGAUAUCCUGAAGCUGUUGGCACCUCACCCUAGAUUAAAGGAACACGUAGAGUCAAUGUCUACUGAAGGCACCAGCCAUAAUCUACUAAAGUUGUCACAGGAAAAUCCAGAGCUCCCGCAUUGUUCUAGUCAGAAGGAAGCAUCAGCCAGCAGGGAUGGUAGCAAACUAAUGAACUCUGCUAAAGUACGGGCAGAUGGUCAGCAAGACAACAUGAAAGAACAGGAGGAAGAAGAGGAGAAGCAGGACACUGCCUCUCCAGAUACUGCGUCUGUCAAGUCUGGCAAAUGCCAGGAAAAGAAAAGGAAACAUUGCCAAAUUGAACUCCGAGAAGACACAGAGGUGUUUAAUAAAGCGUACAAGCAAGAUCUUCCCACUGAUCAGGGGGCCAAAGCUGCUCUCAAUAUUCCACUUGCAUCUUUUGACGCCUCUGACCUUGAAUGCUCCCUGUGUAUGAGAUUAUUCUAUGAGCCAGUCACAACACCUUGUGGGCACACCUUUUGCUUAAAAUGCCUUGAAAGAUGCCUGGAUCACAAUGCAAAAUGUCCAUUGUGCAAGGAUGGUCUCUCACAGUGCUUGGCAUCAAGAAAAUACAGCAAAAAUGUAAUAAUGGAAGAGCUAAUAGCCAAAUUCCUUCCAGAAGAACUCAAGGAACGGAGGAGGCUUUAUGAAGAGGAAAUGGAAGAACUCUCUAACUUAAAUAAGAAUGUGCCUAUUUUCGUGUGUACCAUGGCCUAUCCAACCGUUCCUUGUCCUCUGCACAUCUUUGAGCCUUGCUACCGCCUGAUGAUUCGGAGAUGCAUUGAGACAGGCACGAGACAGUUUGGGAUGUGCCUUGGAGAUCCCGUCAAAGGGUUUGCAGAAUAUGGCUGCAUGCUAGAGAUCAGAAAUGUUCAAUUCUUUGCUGAUGGUCGCUCAGUGGUUGACAGCAUAGGCAAGAGGCGCUUCAAGGUGCUCCAUCAGGGCCAACGGGAUGGCUACAACACAGCCGACAUUGAAUACAUUGAAGAUCAAAAGGUUCAGGGAGAGGAUUGUGCUGAGCUCAUGGGAUUACAUAAUUGUGUCUACGAGCAAGCGUCAUUGUGGUUUCACUCACUCAAAUCGUCUCUGAAGAAUCGAAUACUCAAUCACUUUGGUCCAAUGCCAGAGAAAGAUGCUGAUCCCCAGAUUAACCCGAAUGGCCCAGCCUGGUGCUGGUGGAUAUUAGCUGUUCUUCCUUUGGAAAGUCGAGCUCAGCUCCCGUUUCUUGCAAUGAGGUCCUUAAAAGAUAGACUGAAUGGUAUUCGACGAGUCCUGGCUUUUAUAUCCCGAAACCAAAACUAGUGAGAGUGGGUUGCUGAAGAGAAAUUCCCACCCUCCCUGCUGCCUUGGGGAGAUUGACUUGUAAAUAUAUCUAAUUGCAAUAACAUCUUAACAGAACAGGUUAUCAAAAAGAGGUGUGUUUUCCUAUUUUUGAUCACACAGAGAAAUCGAGUAGAAAGACCAAAUGAAUGUUACUUGUUUGAAACUUGCUAUUUUAAGAUGCUUCUUGACAUGCUGCACAACUACAUAGACUGCAGAGGUGUUUAAAAGCCUAGAAAAAAACCCGUGAUUUUCACAUAAGAUUUUCUGGAAGUUUAACAUGACUUUUCUUUAGUUUUUCCUCUCUUUUGUAGGUGAAUGACUGUGUGGUUGAAAUGUGAAGCAAAGAUACUAAUAAUGUUGCUGCAUUAUUUCACUGACUUGAGUUCUCAUUCCAAAUGGUUCAGGUUUUAUAGAGCAUUGUGUAAAGUAAUGUUCAUACUUCUUUCUGUUUUAAUAAUUUAUUUUUUGCACUACUGUAUCCUUUUUCUACAUGUAUGUUUGUAACUAUUUAAGUGUACAUACAUUACUGAAAAAUCCAUUGCUUUAUUUAUUGAUGUGGUUUACCAUGUACCUAGGGGGAAUCACAAUACUAGAAAUGUGCAAUUUUUGGUCAAAAGGUUUUUACUACAUUGAUCCCAUUUCUUGAACUGUUUCUAUGUCUAUCCUAGUAGAAGUUUAAAAGGACUUCAGAAUGAUGCUAAGAUCAUCCAUCUUCAGAUUCAACUUUUCUAAUUUUAAUUAAACAACACAAAAUACUUCAAUGAUUCAGCAUAGAUUAUGCUUUAUGCCAAGGUAAAGUAAAAUAAUCCAUUUUCUUUGUGUAAUACAGACCGAGGUGGAAAGAAUUGUUGUUCUAGAGCAAUAAGCAAAGGGUGUCUUUAAUUACAACCUAUUAUGGGCAUUUAUUUCAGUAAUCUGACUAGAAGUGAUGGGUUUCAAAAGUAUAAUAGGUCACAGCCAUUCCAAGCUAGCCCACACACUCCACAUGUUCUCGAUGUUCUGAGGAUGAAGACCUGUGCUAAAACACUUGAUGAAGGUCUAUUUGUUAUUACAACUGCACCAGAUAGGUAGAACCCUUUAAAACACAGUAAUUUAAAAUAACCAGACAUCUAUGGUUUCAUCAAAACCUUGCCUUUUCUUCUAGCUUCAGUGGGCCAAAGAUUUCAAUAUAAGAGAAGAAAAAGAAAGUAAAAGUAACAUUACUUAGCUUGAUUAGUACUGGUUUGAUUCCUUUCAUAUCUAAAGAACCUAAAAAAUACCAUGAGUAUAAGAGAGUCAUAAUGUCAGUGAAAAGAUUAGGGCCAGAAGAAGUGAGUUGUGGCACUUGUGCCUUCAUGUAGAUUACCCUCCCUUGUGUGAUUCUGGACAGCGUGUUAUUUACUGGAAGCCAGCCCACUCUGUUAAGGUCAUGCCUGGAAUGAUUACAGUAACUCCCUGACUUAUGAAUGAGUUCUGUUCAAGAAUUAUUCCUAAGUUGGAUUCGUUCAUAAGCCGACAAAAUGAGUCUCAUACAGUAUACCUAUCAAAGUUUGCAACUUGAAUUUUCGUAAGUUGGGGUCUUACUGUAGCCUGACUUCUAUACCACCAGUGGCCAGAAAUAGUAAUGGGCAAAUGAGAUGAUCCAGAUAAUAUUUAAGAGACUCGUGUAAGCAGAAAGCACAUUUUCUUCUCACUUCUUAGUGGAUGUUGUGUUAGCAGGUUUGAUGCUUGGAGUAUACUGGGCUGGGAAAGAAUGCAAGUAGAGUAGAUAGAGUGGAAAGACCUGUCUGCCGAGGAAAACUCUACAAGGCUCAGAGUACAGUAAAUUAGAGCCCCUUCCCCCAUGCUCAACUAUGUGUACAUAGUCUUGGUACAACAAUUUCUUAUUCUGUAGUGUAAAAACAACAAAGGAAAGCUUGUAAGCUUCUCCAUUUACUAAAUGUGUUGCUUUGACAAGUGAUUUAACUUUGGCUGAGCCAGUUUCCUCAUCAAUGAAAUAGUAAUGAUAAAUAUUGCAUAUAGGGUUGUUAUGAACGUUAAGUGAAAUAUGCCUGAAAUCCUGUAGCAUGGCAGCUUGACUAGAGGAGAUAUUCAACAAAUCAGAGUUGGUCAUAGUUACAGAAUAUCCUCAAAAGCUAUAUUUGCAUCACACAUUGCAUUUACACACAGCACCCACUUGCAACCCCUUUAAACUUGGUUGGAGGAAUCUGCACCACUGAAUUUUGACCAUAACUUGAUGGCUUACAGGUGAUUCCUUUGGGGAUUUAUUCUGUUUGGGAAAGUGAAAAGAGAACAAAUGAGGGUCAGAGGUAGGGAUUAGUACUAUGCCAACAAAUGGUUUCCUGUUUCAAUAACUGCUAAAAAGCAGGGUUCCUUGGAAAUCUAGCUUCUCUGAUAAAAUGGAAGCCUUAAAUUCUAACUUUGUU